AUGAGACCUUCUUUCCCUAUGCGAUCCGGUGGUGGUGGUGAGAUUGGCAAGUACGGAAAAUACCUUGGAGAAUGGGGUAACUUGGGCUCGCAAACCCAGAAAGGCAUCGCAUCAUUCGCCUUGAGCUCUAACAGACAACGUCCUCUCGCCGGCACACUCCACGCUGCUAUCUUUAAUGUAUUCCGAAGAUUCUCGCACCAAGUUCUCUACAUCGCACCUCCUAUGAUUAUCGGUUACUUCACAAUGCAAUGGGCGAUUGAACGAAAUGAAUACUUGAACUCUAAAGCUGGAAUCAAGGAAUUCGGUACUGAUGAAUAG
Molecule: messenger RNA, 318 nt
Organism: Glarea lozoyensis ATCC 20868
Lineage: Eukaryota; Fungi; Ascomycota; Leotiomycetes; Helotiales; Helotiaceae
Product: Ubiquinone-binding protein QP-C of cytochrome bc1 complex (Ubiquinol-cytochrome c reductase)
Exons: 4
Coding region: 1-318 (105 amino acids)
Biological process (GO): mitochondrial electron transport, ubiquinol to cytochrome c
Source: RefSeq, a predicted model, not a curated record